CAGAUGAUACUUUAUCUACACUGGGAUCUCAAGCAGCAAUUGACAGCAGCUACCCCAGCAUGGCAUGGAGACCAAAUAAAUUAUGCAUCACAAGGCUGUUUCUCCUCAGUUUUCUACUGUGUUGGCUCUUUACUGCUGGAUCUGCUUAUGGGGAAAAUACUUAUCUGCAAAAGAAGACUACACCAGGUGGCAUGAAUGUGCUCCUGGUAAUUGUGGAUGAUUUGCGCACAACUCUGGGCUGUUAUGGUGAUAGUGUUGUAAAGUCCCCAAACAUUGAUCAGCUGGCAUCUCAAAGUUUAUUAUUUACAAAUGCUUAUGCACAGCAAGCAGUGUGUGCUCCAAGUAGAGUGUCAUUCCUAACAGGCAGGAGACCUGACACCACAAGGCUAUUUGACUUCCACUCCUACUGGAGGAAACAUGCAGGGAACUUCUCCACUCUUCCACAGUAUUUUAAAGAGCACGGAUACGUAACCAUGUCUGUUGGAAAGGUGUUUCACCCAGGUAUUUCUUCCAAUCAUAGUGAUGACUAUCCAUACAGCUGGUCAGUUCCACCAUUUCAUCCAUCUUCUGAAAAAUAUGAGAACACAAAGACUUGUAAGGGUAAAGAUGGACAACUUCAUGAAAACCUGAUAUGCCCAGUGAAUGUUUCAGAUGUCCCAGAAGGAACCCUUCCUGAUAUUCAAAGCACAAAAGAAGCCAUCAGACUUUUAAAUGUUGUUAAAGAGCAGAACACUUCGUUUUUCCUUGCUGUUGGCUACCACAAACCACACAUCCCGUUUAGAUUCCCAGAAGAGUUUCUGAAGUUGUAUCCCAUUGAAAACAUUACACUUGCACCUGAUCCAGAUAUACCCAAGAACCUUCCGCCAGUUGCAUACAACCCAUGGACAGAUAUACGUAAACGAGAGGAUGUGAAAGCUCUAAAUGUGAGCUUUCCAUAUGGUCCUAUCCCUAAGCAUUUCCAGCUUCUGAUUAGGCAGAGCUAUUUCUCCUCUGUGAGUUACCUUGAUACCCAGGUUGGAGAGCUGUUGAGCUCCCUUGAAGACCUAGGACUUUCUGACAGUACCGUCAUUGUGUUUGUCUCUGAUCAUGGUUGGUCUUUGGGGGAACAUGGAGAAUGGGCUAAAUAUAGCAACUUUGAUGUGGCUACUCGUGUCCCACUAAUGUUUUAUGUGCCUGGCAUGACUGAUAGUGCUCUGCAGCCACAGCAGAAAAGGUUUCAAUACAUAGACCCUUUUAGUAAUAUCCCAAGGAGGAAACACCAAGGUCAGUCCAAGCAUAUUCCUGUUGAAUUGGUUUCCUUGUUUCCAACAAUUGCCGAGCUUGCCAAUCUCCCACUGCUACCUGCCUGCCCCCGGCCUUCAUUUCAUGUGGAACUAUGCAGCGAAGGUGCAAGUAUUGUUCCUUACUUUAGUGUCCCAAAUAAAGAUGAAAAUGACGGUUUUACAGAAACAGUUGCCUAUAGCUCUUACCCCCGACCUGCAGACACACCCCAGAUAAACUCUGAUCUACCUGAUCUAAAAGAUAUAAGAAUUAUGGGCUAUUCUAUGAGGACCAUUGCCUUUAGAUAUACUGUGUGGGUUGGUUAUGAUCCCAAAUCUUUUAAAGCUAAUUUUAGCGAUAUUCAUGCCCAAGAGCUAUAUCUUGUUAUGUCUGAUCCAAAUCAAGAUAAUAACAUCUGUAAUAAUUCCAUGCACACCACCCACGCUGAAAAGCUUUUUGGCCACAUAAAACACUGACUGAAUGCAAUUUUGAUAAAUAUCCAUUUUUGUAUCUUAAUUUUAUUACUUCAAUCUAUUUUGAAAUAAAACAUGUAUUUCUUAAUCA
This is a messenger RNA of Bombina bombina (fire-bellied toad), 1824 nucleotides long. It is a transcript of the gene IDS, whose product is annotated as iduronate 2-sulfatase. NCBI's taxonomy places the organism in Eukaryota, Metazoa, Chordata, Amphibia, Anura, Bombinatoridae. The transcript has 9 exons. The coding region runs from base 60 to 1736 and encodes 558 amino acids. Gene Ontology annotation, molecular function: iduronate-2-sulfatase activity. The record is from RefSeq and is a predicted model, not a curated record.